AUGGGUCAAGGAGCAUCGCACGAUACCCCGCAAUUGACACUAGAGCAGCUCUCACAAACCAUAGCCCAACGAUUCGCACAGAAAAGCUUCUCCCCUCUCGAGCUCUACUGCUUCAACUCCGUGUUCCGAUCCCUCGCUGAUACUGAAUCCGGUGUGAAAUACUGGAGUGAGAGCACACUAUGUCGGUUCCUCGAGCUACCAGAUGCGCUGGGCGUGGGCUCUGUCGUCUUUCAGAUGGCUAGUUAUCUUGGAGCAUUCCCACUCCCUAGUCAAGCGCCAGCUAUACUUACGCACGAGGCGCUGCUCAAGGUUGUCACUAUACUUACAGAGAGAUAUGGAGCUGUGCUCAAGAGGAGAGGGAAGGAGAUCUGGCUAAGAGAGCUCUACCGGAGUUUGGCCAUAUACGACAAGGGUAUACGCUCAAGUCUGGAAGACAAGGAAAAAGAAGAGAUGGACCAUCAGCCGAAGCAAUGGAAAGAGGGGAGCAGUAAUCUGGGGUUUGCCAUCGAUGCGCCUGAAGAGGGAGAAGCAGGGGAGGACGAGGAUGACGAUGAGUUGGUGCUGGCUGCGUUGGACUCUAUGGAUGCCAUCGAUGCGUUCAAACAUGGAGAACAAACGAACGUACAUCAUUCGAUCAUACCGACCGACAAUUUCCUCAAGCUGGUCGAACUACUACUGCUCAUCGCGCCGAUCGAUGCGCAGCAAAGCGUCUCGUCACUGGCACCAGACCUUUCAGACAAAAGAGUAGCGGAGCUGCGGCAGGCCGCGAAUGUUAUACUGUCGUCUUUUGGCGUGGACAAUCAUCCCGGUGUCACGUAUCGCACAUUCAAUACUGUCGUCUCGACGUCCUUACCAUACCUGUUCAAUGGUCUCAACCCACUCUUCGAGCAUUUCCUCUUCGCGAAAGACUUUGACCUCUCCAAACGGAAGUCAGGCCCUGGAUCUCCCACCCAAGAGAGCAAGCCUGUAAUACCUCCACCAAAGGCAGAAUUAGAACCAGUGCUCCGAGAACCGGGUGAGAUCUUGAAUCUGACGACACUGAGCCAAUUGUCAUUCUUUAUCAAAGGCAGCGAUCUCUUCCGGCGAUUGCGGCCUCUAUACAGCGGUAACACACAUGGCUUCAGCAUGGGAUCCUUUGAAAAGCAAGUUUUCAAUUGGCGUGCGCCCACCAUCCUUCUCGUAAAAGGCCGUCUUCUCCCCGCAACACCCUCCAGCACUCGCGAACGGGCACUGCAGGACAUGCUACCACCAAAACGCCUACCAGACAGCGUAACCUCCACCUCUCCUAAUCAAACCCUCAUCUACGGCGCCUACAUCUCUUCGCAAUGGAAACACACUGGCAAGACCUGUUUUGGCGACUCCUCAACAGAACUUUUUCAGCUUUCACCUACGCACGAUGUCUUUACAGCCUCAACCUUUAGCAAAGACUACACUUACUUCUCUAAAUCACCAACUUACCCCGCCGGUGUCGGUCUAGGUACCCCUAUCCCCACACAAUCAGCUUCCUCGUCGCAGUUUUCUCACUCUCCCUUCCGUCCUGGCCCGGUUUCCUUGCAUCUUGACGAUGCGCUUGAGUUUGGUAUCUUCACGCAUCUUUCCGAGGGUGGCGGCUCCUUCCAUCCAAGCAAGCAACCUGGAAGGAAGAAGAAGGAUUGGCAGGAUCGCUUCGAGAUUGAGAGUUUGGAGGUUUGGGGCUGUGGUGGGGACGAGGUUGCAGAACAACAAAGGAAAGAGUGGGCGUGGCAGGAGCGCGAGGCGGAGGCUAGACGGAGGGUCAAUCUUGGGACUGGAGACGCAGAAAUGGAUCGAGAGUUGUUGAAGAUGGCGGGUAUCAUCUCUGGUGACAGGAGUGGAGGCAGUAUGGGAUAAGUGGCCAUAAAGGUAUCGAUCACGAUGUAAUGACAUGCAUGACUGACAUAACUUCGAUGUCUUGAGUAGAUUCCAUUUGCUGCAGUAGCUGAGUGUUUGUUCCAAAUUGCUGUUGUACCC
Molecule: messenger RNA, 1989 nt
Organism: Alternaria alternata
Lineage: Eukaryota; Fungi; Ascomycota; Dothideomycetes; Pleosporales; Pleosporaceae
Product: restriction of telomere capping protein 5
Exons: 2
Coding region: 1-1869 (622 amino acids)
Source: RefSeq, a predicted model, not a curated record